CCCUCCCUAUUGUGUUGCCUUUGGCGCCUUGGUGCUAUAUAAGCCGCGGCAGGGGCCGAAGCACAGGCUUUGCUGCCGCUGCUGGGGACGGGGGGGUCACUGAGCUUUCCAAGGGAGCCGCCGCGCCAUGGAGAUGAAGAAGCGGCUGACGCUGGAGUUGCGGAACAAGAAGCCUAGCGAGGUGAAGGAGCUGGUGUUGGACAACUGUCGCUCGGACGAUGGGAAAAUCUGUGGCCUCUCCUCAGACUUUGAAAACCUUGAAUUCCUCAGCAUGAUCAACGUCAACCUCCUCUCGGUCUCCAACCUCCCCAAGCUUAGCAAACUUCGGAAGCUGGAGCUGAGUGACAAUCGCAUCUCCUGUGGCUUGGAAGUGCUCGCGGAGAAGACCCCCAACCUGACACAUUUGAAUCUGAGCGGGAACAAAAUCAAGGACUUCACCACGUUGGAACCACUGAAAAAAUUGCCGCACCUACGGAGUUUGGACCUCUUCAACUGCGAGGUCACGAUGCUGAUCAAUUACCGGGAGAGUGUCUUUGCACUGCUGCCCCAGUUGACCUACUUGGAUGGCUUUGACGCCAGCGACAAGGAGGCCCCGGAUUCUGACCCCGAAGCAGACGGGCUAGAUGACGACUACGACGAGAAUGGAGAAGAAGGGGAGGAGGAGGAUGAAGAAGAUGAGGAAGAAUUGGAUGAAGAUGCUGUAGAUGACGAAGAGGAUGAAGACGAUCUGGACGGCGAAGAAGAAGAAGAUGGGGUAGAAGAUGAGGAGGAAGAAGAUGAAGAGGAGGGAGAAGAUGAAGAUGAUGAUGAAGGUGAAGAGGACAUCCAGCAUGGCGAGAAACGAAAACGAGAACUGGAAGACGAGGGAGAGGAGGAUCCGGAGGAUGAGGAAGAUGAAGAAGAUGACUGACUCCUCCAUCUCCUCGCCAGUCAAUCAGUUUUGCGGACUGUGACUUUUCUCACCCUGGCCUCCACUGUUGUGUCCCACGUGAGACUGUAACAAAUUCUCCUCCACCCUUCCCACAGUGGCAUCCCUGCCCCACACCCCUCUUUGUAUGGCUGCAACUCCCACAGUAUAUUUUUUUAAAAUGUAGAAGAAGAAAAAAAAAAGCAGUAGGCGUUUUGGAAAACGUUCCCUCCCCCCUCCACGGAAUGCUCACUUCUCUUGUGACCCCGCCCACUCCCUGUUUGGGUAUUUCGUGACCAAAGGCAUUCUUAAUUUGGUGGUUUGUAGGGUGACCCCCCCUUCCCCCCAGCAAUAUAUUUUUCUCCCCUCCCCAGUUUCUGGGGUUUGGCCUCUGCCUCGGCUCACUUGGGCACCACCGAGUGCCCCCAAGCUUCUACUGAAACAGACCCGACCCACCGCCAACUUUGGACCAGCGUUCUGAGAGCACGGUGGAACCUUAGGAGCUAAAACCAAACUCGGGGCUGUGUGGCAUCUGGAAGUUCUUGGCCCGUUAUAACACCUCCCGGAUAACUGCCACGGGUGGGCCUAUUAAAAAGGUUGCUGGAUGACCACAAGUAUAUCCAGGACUGUUUCCCCCCCCCCCUCUCGAAUUGAUUUUUACCUACUGAAGAGGAGAUCUGCAAUGAGGCCAUUUACCUUUAAACCGGAUUAUUACUUUUUAUUGUCAAAAAGUUGCUGUUUUGCUCUAGCUGGCUGCCUCCUGCCUGUUGGGGAAUAUCCUGUUUGAUUGGUGUUUGCAGAUUAGCUUCUUUAGCAAGAAAGGAAGUUGGAAGUAUCUGACCUCAACUGUUAGUGUGGCGGGGUUUACCCUUUGAGGGGUCCCGUAUUAUCUGAUGCCGGUGUUGGGGUAUUAAGUUGCCCGCCUCCCCAAAUCCACAGCAUCCUUACAAAUGCAAUGGUUAGUAGAUGCCAUCUUUGUUUGUAGAGAUGGGAGGGGGGUGCUCUAUCAAGCCUAGGUUACCCCAAAGAUAGUUUGGGGGGGAAGGGAACUGAGUGAGGCAAAGGACAGAAUGAAUAUUACUAAUCAUAGUUCUUCCUGUCCUUGAGAUGGAGACAAAUAUAUUGGCUAGAGAGGUGGGAUGAAAAAAUUGGAGAAAGAUUGACCUCCCCACACACACUUUUUGUGUGCAGCGAGUAUUAAAUCUUUAAAAACAAAACCACCUGAAUUCAGAGCUGAGGUUCGGGCUAGAAUUUUCAUUUUCCCCAUCUCAUUCAGUCAUUUGAGUUUUAUAUCUUAGUCCUAGUUAAGUUUGACUUUUUAAUUUCAUUGAAACUAAUCCCCAAAACUGGGAUUUUUUUUGUGUUGUUGUUGGGGAGGGGGAGGUUGGUCCUUUUCUAUCUUUUUUUUUUUUUUGUUAUAAAAUUUGGAUAAAACUUGUAAUAAAAGAAUGAGUUUUUAAAAAGCAAUUGUACAACAGGUUAAUACUUUACUGAUUGUCGUAGUACAGGGUUGGCAAGCUUCUUGGCCUUGUGUUAGGCUUUACCCCUGAAUGCGGAAAGUCCGUUUCUGAUCCCCUGAACCCACAGCCCAAUGGAAUAAGUGGGAACAGACAUAUGAGAAUUCUUUGAGUGCAUAGAAAAAUCAAGGGUCUCUAUGCAAGAGCUUUCUCAUUUGCAUGUCGAGGUGUUUAUUUAAAACAGUUGUUCUCUCGCUUUCCAUAUAAAUGAGGCACGUUACUAUGA
Molecule: messenger RNA, 2650 nt
Organism: Eublepharis macularius
Lineage: Eukaryota; Metazoa; Chordata; Lepidosauria; Squamata; Eublepharidae
Product: acidic leucine-rich nuclear phosphoprotein 32 family member B-like
Exons: 7
Coding region: 128-910 (260 amino acids)
Biological process (GO): regulation of apoptotic process
Cellular component (GO): nucleus
Molecular function (GO): histone binding
Source: RefSeq, a predicted model, not a curated record